UGGUGAGCAGAGAUUGCAAGUUCAUGGAGAACUUACCGUACAAGGAGUGGAAGGCGGAGAACCAAGCGAAGAUUGGGGUGCGGCUUGGAGAGCAAGAUCAACGGACACCUGAGUGGCUAAGGCAGCAGAUUCUGCAGGAGGACUUCCGCAGACGCCAUGGUGGAGGUGGUGCUUCCACUAAGACUGCUGAGGGGUAUGGAGCUGCAGGGCGCGGCAGAGGAAGAGGAGGUUGGAGAGGCCGAGGUCGUGGGAGGAGCUUUGGCAGAGGUAGAGGCCGAGGUGACUAUAAUGAGGGGCAUGGGAGCUCUAGUGGCAAGGGGAGCGAAAAGGGGGAAGUUGGAGGCUUCUGGAAGAUGGGGUGUGCACUUGGGGAUUGCAAAGGAUCACAAGGGGUGGCUGCUAUGGGACUUGACCACCCAGAAGCUGACAGUGUCAAGGGAUGUGAAGUUUCUUGAGUCCCUGUACUACAAGGAAUGGAAGCAGCAGCAACAGAAGCUUCCAUCUACACUGCUAAUUGAGGAGGUAGAUGAGGUGCAGCGGCCUUCAAGACAGGUGGAGGUUGCAGUGUCUGAGGAGGAGAUGUCUGGGGUGACUGAGGAAGGGGGAGCAGCUGAAGUGGAGCAGCAGCAGCAGCAUGAGUCUCCACCUCGAGUUCCACACCCGCCUGAGCGACCUAGGAGGGAUGUGCGCCCUCCGGUGAGGCUGACCUAUGGGGGAAGAGGCAAGCCGAAUGUGUGAAAGCGGAUAGCACCAGCAUUGGGGGUUAUGUGUACUUGCUAGGAGGUGGUGCUGUGAGCUGGCGCAGCAAGAAGCAGAAUGAGGUGGGAUUGUCCUCAUGUGAGACUAAGUACAUA
This is a messenger RNA of Closterium sp. NIES-67, 854 nucleotides long. The record is from the annotation of a GenBank genome assembly. NCBI's taxonomy places the organism in Eukaryota, Viridiplantae, Streptophyta, Zygnematophyceae, Desmidiales, Closteriaceae.